Molecule: messenger RNA, 1353 nt
Organism: Strongylocentrotus purpuratus (purple sea urchin)
Lineage: Eukaryota; Metazoa; Echinodermata; Echinoidea; Camarodonta; Strongylocentrotidae
Exons: 5
Coding region: 660-1274 (204 amino acids)
Source: RefSeq, a predicted model, not a curated record
GGGGGUGAUUGUCCAGGAGGUAAUUGUCCAGAUCCGCAACGCUUUAAAUGCAUAACUGUUUGUCCUUUGCAGCCCUAUGAAGCUGUAGUAAAUACGUUCCAAAUAUAUAUUUCAAGACAAAGAUAGAUCUUCAAGUAAGCCUUUUGUCCACGUGUCCCACUUGAGAAACAGCACACAUUGUUAUCAUUCUUUAUUGACUUUAGACGUCGCACCUGGUAUAGUUCUCUCCCGUUGGGGUUCGUAUGGUUCACUCAUAAUCAUAUAGAAAAGAUUAAGAAAUGAAUUGAGUCUAGUAGAGUAGACAUACUCAUUAUCUAUUUCAAAAAUAAAACAAAAGCCAAUCGCAUAUCGGCACAUGGAAGGUAAAUUUUAAGGACACGUCAUUGCAAACAUGCAAGACAUGAAGCACGAUCAUGGUCUGCAUUUGUGAAUAGACACCGUUAACAAGUUCAAGUUUCUUCUUCAGUAAGCUUUUAAGACCACAAACCAGUCAAAAUACGAGUUCUUAUUCGUGUACAUGACGAGAAGUUAUCGCUCACGACGUUCAGAAAUAAGACACGUGUUUCCCGAUUACUUCGCGUAUACUUCUCACGCGAUAGAAGAUCAAGAUUCUCCGUGGUCGUCUCGCUGGUCGUCUCGCUGUUUGUCUGGAGAUCAUCAUGUUAUACCACAUAUGUUUCCUUCUCGCCGUGGUCGUUGUCGGAGGUUCGCAUGGACUGGUGAAGUUUCAUGAGGCCCUCGAUCCCGUGGACGAUGACAACGGGUAUAUCAUCGCUGCCGAGUUCAGCACGGAUUUUGAAGAAUUAGAAGAGAAAUUAUCGGAAUUCACUUCAAAGAACGACACUCUAGAGUAUAAAGUCUUGUGGAAGUUUCCCGUCGGGCUCAAGUUUCUCUUCGUCCAGAUGAAUAAAGCCACUCUCGAUGCGAUACGUGAAUGGGAGGAUGAUAUAAUUUACAUCGAAGAAGAUGGUUGGCUCCACCUCCAGAGCAAAGAAACCUCAGGAAACGAUACCAAAGAGGAGACAGACAAACCGAAGAAGAAGGAUGGACAGCCGACUGAACAAUGGGGUCUAGAUCGCAUUGAUCAAAGAAAUGUACCCCUUGACGGAGUCUUCUCUGUUAAACCUAAUGCUGGAUCGGGGCAAGCAUCUACGUGGUCGGUACCGGUGUCCAUGUCAAGCAUGAGGACUUCGGUGGACGAGCCAGCAACAUCUAUGACUAUCGAGGAGAGGAUUUCAACGGAAGAGAUUGCAAUGGACAUGGAACGCAUUUAGCCUCGUUGGCUGCUGGGAAGAAAUACGGCGUGGCUAAGAAUGCCACUAUCUACGGCGUGAGAAUCACCAGGUGCCGAGG